GCAAAGGUUUAUUUUUUGUGUUUUUAGAUAAGAGUUUAGUUUUACAGUUCUCUCUGUUUAAGCAAUGUGAAUUAUUUUUUUGUUGAGAAUAGUAUCCAUUGCAAUAUCCCUAAAUACAAGUGGAUGACUAUUUAGAAAUGCUUCCUGAACAUGAAUCUUUAAGUAACUUUUCUUGAGUAACACAUAGGUAAUUUGAGGCGGGGAAUGCUGGUACUUUGUUUACACUACUAUACUAGUGGAUUGAUUCAAUUUUGCACAAAAACAUUGAUUUCGAGCCUGAAUUUUACCAUCUUAUUCAUAAAAAGUGGAUUUAUUCAUGGACAAAAGAAACAAUAUUUAAAAUGGUACCAGUACAUUUUAUGCUCAAAUAAUAUAUGUAUAAUCUAGAGGAAUUCUAAACUUGCAUAUGGAUGGAUUUGAGGAUUGAUAUAACAAUCAUUUUACAUAUACAACUGGAUACUUUAUUAAACAAACAUCAAAAUGUCUGCUGCUAUGCCAAUAAACCCUAAACCAUUCCUUAACAGUCUUACAGGAAAGGCUAUUUUGGUAAAAUUAAAGUGGGGCCAUGAGUAUAAAGGGUACCUUGUAUCAGUUGAUGGAUAUAUGAAUUUACAAUUAGCGAAUACCGAAGAGUUUAUCGAUGGGAGCGUAACAGGAAACUUAGGAGAAGUACUUAUCAGAUGCAAUAAUAUUUUAUUUGUUAGAGGUGCCGAAGAAGAUGAUGAAGAGGGCGAAAUGAGGGAUUAGUAGUGAAACAUAUUCCAAAUAAUUAAGGUUUUUAGUUUACAUAAGGAACAAUUCAUUCUUGAGUAUAUUUCGUGAAAGUAACUGAACUGUAUUAGUGUGAAUAUUGUGUUAAGGAAUGAGAAAUUAUCGUAUGUAUUUAUGAUAUUAAAUU
This is a messenger RNA of Psylliodes chrysocephalus, 898 nucleotides long. The record is from the annotation of a GenBank genome assembly. NCBI's taxonomy places the organism in Eukaryota, Metazoa, Arthropoda, Insecta, Coleoptera, Chrysomelidae.